AUGGGAUUAGGAUCUUUGUUUAGAAUUGCACCUAAUGGAAUAACUGGGAAAAUGGCACGAUUUGAUGUUAACUCAUUUAAUCCAAAAGAUAUGAAGAUGCAUCUAACCCAAGUAAACAUAGAUAUAACACCAGCUCUUUUUCAUGAUUUGCUCGGAAUUCCUCUCGGUGGAAAAGAUAUAUACGACACUGAUCAAUGUGAAGGAAAAGAGUUAAUGGAUUGGAAGCAACAAUACAACUACAAGUUCAAAGAAAGCGAUGAGUUGAAAGAAAUGAAGGAAAUCUUUGAACAAGAAUUCAAUUAUAAAAGUCAAAAAGAAGAUGGGAAUGAGGUGAUUGGGGAUGAAAUUGAAAAACCUCAAGAUGGGAAUGAGGUGAUUAGGGAUGAAGUUGAAAAACCUCAAGAUGGGAAUAAGGUCGAUGGGAAUGAAGCUUAA
This is a messenger RNA of Lactuca saligna, 435 nucleotides long. Lineage: Eukaryota; Viridiplantae; Streptophyta; Magnoliopsida; Asterales; Asteraceae. The record is from the annotation of a GenBank genome assembly.